Salvia miltiorrhiza (redroot sage) is the source of this 1845-nucleotide messenger RNA. RefSeq lists its product as uncharacterized. Lineage: Eukaryota; Viridiplantae; Streptophyta; Magnoliopsida; Lamiales; Lamiaceae. The coding region runs from base 378 to 1700 and encodes 440 amino acids. The record is from RefSeq and is a predicted model, not a curated record. The transcript is spliced from 2 exons.
CAGGCAUAUUAUUCUUCCCUAAAAAUUCCCAAAUUCAGAAACGUGAAACCGGAGUUGUCUGGAGAGAGAUUUGUUCCAGAUUGACGUGGUUGGAAUCCUUUUAAUCGAUAAAUCGUCAUUUCUAUUUUGUGUUGAAUUUCUAUUGCCACGAAUACAAAAAAUUCUGAAAAAUCUUCAAGCUGCGUAGUGAAUCCUGUAUCCUACGAUUUCUGUUCCAUCCUCUUUUAUUUUUCUAGUUUAUUUUCUGGGGGUUCUCGACCGUUGAAAGAAUUUGGAAUUUGAAAUCUAUAAUUAACUCGAUCGAGAUUAUAGUUUCUGAUCUCUUUUUCCCCUUCUACUAUCAAUUUUUUGAUAAAAAGUUGAAUCAAUCGACUGAAAUGAACGAGCAACCAGGAAUGAUGAACCAGCAGCAACAGCUGAUGAACAUGAAUCGGAAUCUGUUGAAUAUGCCGCAGCCGCCGAUGGUUCCGAUGAAUCGGAGCUACGGGAUGUGGGGGCAGCAGCAGCAGUUUCAAAACCCUAAUCUGAGCUCCGACGCCAUGAAACCUCCGCCUCCCGCCUUCAGCAAUUCGUUAGGUCCUCGGCGGAAUUGGAAGGGCAAAAGGGUAAAUAAGCCGAUCGAUAAACGGAGGAUGGAGCAGCAGCAGUCCUUAGCAAGCUCCGGUGGAAUCGGUGGCGGUAGUGGGAAUCCGAAUUUUAGGAACUAUAACCCUCCCACAUUGAAUGAGCUGCAACAUCAGAAUUGGCUGAAGACGCGGAAAACUUUCACAAAAAAGAAGUCGAACAAGAGUAUGAGUAUGAAUAUGGCUGGUAAUGGUGGCAGGUCCGCCCCGUUUGCACCUAGGAACACCACUUCCUUUUUGAUUAGAGCGAAAAGAAGUGGUGGGAUAGCACCGGUGGUUUCUCCAUUUCCGGUGACCCCGUCUGUGUUGCCGACACCAAUCUUGUCCCCUUCCACCGAAGUUUUGGGGAACAUGGCGAAGGAGGAGUGGGGCGUGGAUGGUUAUGGCUCGAUGAAGGGGCUGAUAAGGCUGAGAUCUAUCGGGCAUGAAGACGAGGAGGAAGAUGAGGGCGGCUCGAGUGAGAGCGACAUGGAAGAACAUGUUGAGGUGGAGAGGAGGCUGGACCAUGAUUUGAGUAGGUUUGAGAUGAUCUAUGACCCAAAUAGUGGCAAUGCUGGCGGGAUGGAGCAUCACAAUAUUUUGGAAAAUCGGGUUGAUGAUCAAGACAGUCACAUUGCACAGCUCGAGGAGGAGAACUUGAAUCUCAAGGAGAGGCUGUUCUUGAUGGAGGGAGAGCUGGGUGAUCUGAGAAGGAGGCUGCUGUUGCUAGAAAGGCGGGGAGGCCGAGCUGAGGAGGUUGAGUCUGAAAAUGAGAGAGAGAUGAAUGGUGAGGAUGAGGACACCCAUUCAACAGGGGAGAAUGAUGAGAAUCUCAAUGAUCAGGAACGCAUAGAGGGUCGAUUUGAUCAUGGAUUCGAAGCUGCAGAGGGAUUUUGUGUGGAAGGGAAAUUGCAAAGUGGAGAUGAAGAGAUCAAGAUGAGUAAUAAAAAUGAUAAUGAGUCUAGUGAAGCAGAUAAAUCUGCUGCUCAAGUUGAGACAGCAGAAGAUGUUGCUGAUGAAUCUUGCAAACUUGUAGUUGAAACUGUGACUUGUAUGUUAGAGAGUGAAGUGUCUAAAGAAGACAAACUUGGUUGUUAGGUUAUGCUUUUCUUUUUCAUGCCAUGGUUGAAUGUGAUUAGGUUUUCAUUAGAGUUUGACUAAUGUAAUUGUCUCCACACUCUUGUUUAUAAUCAAACUUUUCCAUCCGUCAUUACAUAACGGACGCAAAAUAUAUGCUUUAUUU